AUGACACAGCUCUAUCGCACAUAUAAAGAUAAUUGUGAGUUAGAGGGUAGAGAAUGCCUUGGCCGUAAAUUAUUUGACAAAUUAUUUUUGAAAUUCAAUCUGAGCCUAUUCCACCCCAAGAAAGAUCAGUGUGACGUUUGUUGCAGUCAUAAAACUGGAAACAUUACGGAUGAAGAAUACGCUCAUCAUGUUUUGAAGAAAGAUCGAGCCAGGAAAGAGAAAGAUACUGACAAAGGUAUUGCACAGUCCGGAGCUUGUCACGUAUUCACACAGGAUGUUGAAUCGGUAAAAUUGGCCCCGUAUCUUCAAGCCAGUGCUAUUUAUUAUAAAACUAAAUUAUGCGUCCAUAAUUUUACAUUAUACAAUUUAGCAACUAAGGAAGUAAUGUGUUAUUGGUUCGAUGAGUCAAAUAGCACGCUUGAAGCCUCUGUUUUUGCUUCAUGCUUAUUAGACCAUCUAGAGAAGAUUUUGAGUCAGAAAUUAUUGCCUGUGAUUUUAUAUUCCGAUGGCUGUUGUGCUCAAAAUCGCAAUGUUACCUUAAGCAAUGCUUUAUUACGUUUAGCGUUUGAAAAAAAUAUUGUGAUUACUCAAAAGUACCUGGAAAAAGGCCAUACCCAAAUGGAAUGUGAUUCCGUACACAGUGCAAUAGAGUGUAAAUUAAAAGGUAAAGAAAUUUACCUUCCACAACAAUACAUGGCUAUAACUAAAACAGCUAGAAGUGAUCCUAUGCCUUAUGAAGCUCGUUACUUGGACUAUACCUUUUUUACCGACUUUUCGAAAGAAUUAAUUUAUAAAUCUAUACGGCCUGGUAAAAAGACAGGUGACCCAGUCGUCACAGAUGUACGUAUGCUAGAAUACAGACCUAAUGGCACAAUUUGGUAUAAAGUUGGUUUUGAUGACGAGCUUCAGCCGUUACCAUAUCGUCCCACGCCUAUUAACAGAAUUAAACAAAUGAAUCACCUGCCGAAAUUGUAUGCAGCUAGAAUACCAAUUACAAAGCGGAAGUAUGAAGAUUUGCAAGACCUAAAACGUGUAUUACCAUCUAGUUGCCAGUCUUUUUAUGAUGACCUUCCGCACAGUAAUCGCUAA
Arctia plantaginis is the source of this 1089-nucleotide messenger RNA. Lineage: Eukaryota; Metazoa; Arthropoda; Insecta; Lepidoptera; Erebidae. The record is from the annotation of a GenBank genome assembly.